UCGCCACCAUCCAGUCGAUACGCGUAGACAAGACGCUUGUCCUCGCCGCAUUGAACACCUCUACGGCUCUACCACCGUUGUACAUCUCUUACCAAGUCCUCUAUAAAUACAAAGCCUACCUCCUUCCUCACGAAUCAUAUUUUCCAACUGCGUCACCGCAUUUUUAGAGAGAGCCAAAGCCAAAUUACGAGCUUGUUCAGUACUUAGGGUUUUUUCGAUCGAUUCCAUUGAUCGAUCUUCCACGCAAUUAAUCUUUCAGACAACUCUGCUUGAAUUUUCACAAAAUGACAAUGACAUUCGGUGAUGGUCAAGAAACUGACAAGAAUAUCGCAAUAUGGAAGAUCAAGAAGCUGAUCAAGGCAUUGGAAGCUGCAAGAGGAAAUGGUACCAGCAUGAUAUCAUUGAUCAUUCCUCCUCGUGAUCAAAUAUCACGAGUUACAAAAAUGCUUGGUGAUGAAUUUGGAACUGCGUCCAAUAUCAAAAGUAGGGUUAAUCGCCAAUCUGUACUUGGUGCAAUCACAUCUGCUCAGCAAAGACUGAAGCUUUACAACAGGGUGCCUGGCAAUGGACUUGUUCUUUACACAGGUACAAUUAUGACUGAAGAUGGAAAGGAAAAGAAAGUUACUAUUGACUUUGAACCUUUCAAGCCCAUUAAUGCAUCUCUGUACCUUUGUGACAACAAGUUCCAUACUGAAGCUCUCAAUGAACUGCUUGAAUCCGAUGACAAAUUUGGGUUUAUUGUGAUGGAUGGGAAUGGGACUCUUUUUGGGACUCUUAGUGGCAACACUAGAGAAGUACUUCACAAAUUCAGUGUUGACUUGCCGAAGAAACACGGACGAGGUGGGCAGUCAGCUCUGCGGUUUGCACGUCUUCGGAUGGAGAAGCGGCAUAACUAUGUGAGGAAGACGGCAGAGCUUGCUACACAAUUUUUCAUUAAUCCACAAACCAGCCAGCCUAAUGUUUCUGGGCUUAUACUUGCUGGCUCUGCAGAUUUCAAGACCGAGCUGAGUCAAUCAGACAUGUUUGAUCCUCGCCUUCAGGCAAAGAUACUGAAUGUUGUGGAUGUUUCUUAUGGUGGGGAAAGUGGUUUCAAUCAGGCAAUCGAGCUGUCUGCUGAGAUCCUGGCCAAUGUGAAGUUCAUCCAAGAGAAGAAGUUGAUCGGGAAGUACUUUGAGGAAAUUAGUCAGGACACAGGGAAGUAUGUUUUUGGAGUGGAUGACACACUGAAGGCUUUGGAGAUGGGUGCGGUGGAGACACUGAUUGUUUGGGAGAAUUUGGAUAUUACAAGGUUUGAGCUGAAAAACAGUUCUACUGGUGAAGUAAUCAUUAAGCACUUGAAUAAGGAACAGGAGGCUGAUCAGGACAACUUUCGUGACACUGAAACUGGGGCAGAUCUGGAGGUUCAAGAGCAGAUGCCAUUAUUGGAGUGGUUUGCUAAUGAAUAUAAGAAGUUUGGAUGCUCUCUUGAAUUUGUGACUAACAAAUCACAAGAGGGGUCACAAUUCUGCCGUGGCUUUGGUGGGAUAGGUGGGAUCCUUCGCUACCAGUUGGAUAUGAGGUCCUUUGAUGAAUUCUCCGAUGAUGGUGGAGUCUAUGAGGAUUCUGACUAGCAAUUAACCUCUAUUUCUUCACUACCGGUGCUGGGGGAAAUGAAAAUUCCCAGCACUGGUGAGGGAGCUGUCGGGGUCAGUUCGGCAGCUGCUGCUCGGUCAAACCAUGGUCAUUUUUCAAAACUACAAAAUGAGGUGGUUCUUGUUGCCCUCACUUGUCUAAUGCCUGAUGGAGAUGCAAGUGGUGUAGAUCAGCUUCCAGUUUGUGAUGGGAACUUUGCUCCCUCAGUGGUGCAGAGGCACGACCCUUGCACUGGUAUGGAAGUUGUUGAGGCCAGUUCGCCAGCUAAUGCUCUGUCAAAAUAUGACCAUGUGUUAACGUUACAAAAUGAGAACAGGUGAAUGAAGGAGAUGAAAGCGUUAACAAGAUAAGAAGCAAUUUUUCCUGAAAUGGGAGCUAUCUUGGCAGAACAGGUGGAUCUUGUUGAGUUUUGUGGUGAAGUGAUGCCCGGUGGAGAUGCACAGCUUUCAGCACUUGUUUAUUGAGGAUGCAGAACUUCCAUGUGUUCUGUUGGCAGUAAAUUUUCCGUGAGGUGGGAGAAUUCGUUUAAUUCAUUCUUUCUUGAUGAGAUGGAACACUUCUGCUGGUGGUGGAAAAUGUUGCGCAUAUCUGAUAUAAGGGGUCUUGAUGAAAGCCCUCUGAGAUCUUUGUUAUCUUGAAUUCGUGAAUUGUGAUGGCUACUAUUUUACUAGUAUCUGGUAUUGUGUUUAUUAGCUAGCUUGAACUGCUGUAGUUACGAUUGUUGCUCCGCAAACAUGUGGCAGAGAGCAUGGGUUUAUUGCUUCUGUUGUCUUGAAUAAAAUUUAGUGGUGUACUCAUUUGUGAUA
Spinacia oleracea (spinach) is the source of this 2438-nucleotide messenger RNA. RefSeq names its product eukaryotic peptide chain release factor subunit 1-3. The transcript is spliced from 6 exons. The coding region runs from base 285 to 1610 and encodes 441 amino acids. NCBI's taxonomy places the organism in Eukaryota, Viridiplantae, Streptophyta, Magnoliopsida, Caryophyllales, Amaranthaceae. The record is from RefSeq and is a predicted model, not a curated record. Gene Ontology annotation, biological process: translational termination. Gene Ontology annotation, molecular function: translation release factor activity.